GACAGAGGCAUACUCACCUUGGAGUGCUCUUCUUUUAUGUGCUUGUGUGUGCUUGUGCCUUUUUUAUCGUGCAUUUGUGUGUCCUGCCCGUAUUUUAGGAUCAAAAGGUCUUUGGAUGAUUAAAAAGAGAUUUGUGGCCCCCCAGACCAACUGUGUGUUUAUGGUGCACACAAGGGUGUACUUUCAAAGUAAAUUGAUUUAUGACCUGACAUGAUUUGUAUACAGAACAACUAAUUACUUAAUAUAUAGAUGACAUUUAAAAUGUCUCUUUAGCUUUAAUUCUAAGUGAAAGCCUGUAUCUCCACCAUCGCAGAAGUCUGUCUUACCAGUUUCCACUAGUGUAAUAGCAAUUUAACAAUAAAAGAAACCUCUCUAGAUUUCUUUAUAAGAAUCACAUAUUUUACUGAAUGUGAUUUAGAGCAGGAAGUGUUUGUAUCAAUCAAAUUGCUUUAAAAAAGAGUUUUUCCAUUAAUCAUACACUUUCUGUCUUUUUUUGUUUGGCACAGUCUGUAAUAUCCACAAAAUGACUUCCCUGAGUGUAGCCAGCCCCCAUCCGGAAUAAUCAUCAUCAUUAUUGUCACAGUUAUUUUCACAGUCAAUUUAGUUUGGUCUCUAAUGGGGAAUCAUUUCAUCAUGUGGCCGAAUCUAACCAUAUCAGCUACAAAAAGUGCAGGCCUGUUUUAGCCGAUGUGUUAACACUGCGACGCAGUUUCUAUUCUUCUUGGAAAAUACUCUCAAUUUUAAACCAGUUUGGGUCACAUUCAUGUUGCCAGUGUGCUGGUUAAUGAUACAUAACAAGAACAACAAUCAGUGGUCUUGCGAACAGGCGUUAUCAGUGCUGAUAACGGGACUUGUGCCUUCUGCAACACCAGACCGAGAGGAGGUCUGUCCACCAGCCGGAGAAUUGUGGAAAUAAACUCAUGCCGAUGUUUGUGAAUACAAAACUCACAGCUGAAAUGUGGGCAGGUAAUGAGUGUGCAAUGAGGUGUGUCUCCACAUGAUUAACAUUGAAUGGGUUGUUUGUACAAGACAGUGAAAGAACAAGUGUUUGCUGUAAUUGCUCACAUGGGCUGCAGCCAGGAGGCUAGAACCUGAGUGAUACCCUCUGAAAGAGAGGAAUAAAUCAUGGAUACAGAGCUGUGAAUUAAUAAGUGCAGCAGGUGCCUCCACAAAUUGAAAUGCAUAAGUAUAUACAGAGUAUUCACCUAUCAUUGAAUUGACUCAUUCAGAUGGGGAAUAUAUCCUCUGCAUGUGAGAGCGCCAAUGGGAAUCUAAUUUAGUGAUAUGUGGGGCUUGAAGAAGAAAGCGUGGUCAUAGCGGCCUUAUCAUGCAGAUGAAGUGCUGCACAGCCCUGCGUGUGGUGCCACAUGACUCAUCCAGACCUUUGUUACGGAUCUAUUGAUCGGUAUGUAAAUAAAGUCUCCUGCCACACCAAUAAAAGCAGAAAGGAAUACCAAUGCUUAAGGAUAUCGCAUGGUGCAGUCUAAUCUUAGAUUCAUAUAUAUUAUUCACAGAUUGGAUCUAGCUAUUUAAAUCCUGUUUCCUGAUGCCAAUGUCUGUUAAUGAGGAUGAUAAUGAAAAUCCAAUGGAAAGAAUUAGCAUAUCAGAAACAAUGUUGAUCCUUAAUGACAUGAGAUGGUUGAUUGGUUUGGACAGAAGGAGAGAAAAUGAAGUGUGUGGGUGAAUGUGAAAAGGAGAAACUAACAGGUGUGGGGAAGAAAUAGAAAAGAGGAAGAAGAGCAAAUUAGAGGGGGGAAUUAGCGACAGCUUGCGUGAGUGUACACUGGGCUGCUAAUGAGGACUGAGAGGUCCUCAUUUAUCAGAUCGGGUUAAACCUGGUCAAAGGGAACUAAUCAAGGGACUGACAUGCACGCACAAGACAGGCAAGGAAGGGAUGGAACUUUCAUUACGUUUGCAUUAUUGCACCCAGGGUUGACUUACCUGUUUGUCUGCCACUGAUGCCGCCUUCAUUUCAUGUUGAUAAGUCAUAAACUGGCCAACCAGGUUGAGGUCAUUGUCUGGAAAUGCAAACAAGUGCAAAACACCAUGAGAGGUAUGCGUUUCUCUGCCAAUCAAGAGAUGGCAAGACAGAACUAAAGACAAUACACAAUAGACAAUAGUUUGACAUCAAAACACAGGGAGUACGCCUGGGACAUUCAGAGUCAACCUCAUGUUUUCUACUUUUAUUCAAAGUUAAAUUUGUUGUUAAAAAGUUGCUUCUCAUUUGACCAAAUAAGUUCACUUAAAAGGACCAAAGCAGUGGAUUUGCAUCACAUCCCUUAUACUUUACAUCUUCUGUGUUAUUUGCAUGUAGCCUAUUUUUGUACCAUUUCAGACAUCCAUUGUCACACAAUAUGAAACUAUUAGCGUGCUCAAAUGGCAUUAUCAUGCAACAAUAAUGCAAAAUUGACAGAUAUUACGUUGCAGACCUGAUUUUCACUGUGGCAGAGCCUGCUGAUUCAUUUUCAUGCCAUACAGAAAUUAAUGAAAAACAGUGAUGUGGAUCUGUAAAAAAAUGCCAAAAAUAAGGAAAAAAAUCAAAUGCUCUUUAUUUGCAUAGCCUGCAUUUGUAAAUAAUCUACAAAAAUGGCAACUACACACAUGAAUAAGAUGCAAUCAUGUAGUUAUUGUCUGUUAGUUUUGGCCUUAAAUCAGCUUCAGCCCUAUAUGUCUAUGAGUUGAAUUCACAUUGUAUUUUCUUAUAUCUAACCAGGUUUAUGCUUAAUAACCUCUGUUUGUUCUGAAUCUCUGUCACAUGAUAUAUAUGGCCAAAUGCGUCAUUUUGACAAAAUAACAAAGUAGUGAUUUUCUCACCCCAAAAAAUGUGUCUCUUGAAGACAUUUGGUACUCAACACAAACAGAUCGUGCUUGGAUCUCGGCAUAGCUGGAACAUGACGUAGUUCAUCAAAGGGAAUGACCAAAACAUGUGUGAACAGCGAGAAAAGAGGACUGAGAUGUUGAAAGAUGUUAAUGCUCGGUAUAACAUUUUCUUGCGCACUUUAAUUACCUGUUUCUGUCAUCCCUGAGGCACUAGUCCUGUGUGUGGGAAAGCGGUGUAGGAUGGAGAGGACAUGAAAAGGGAUGGUUGAACACCGGUUUGCCUCUGCAGAGGAAAGCAAGAGAGGAAUCAACUCCACCAUUAAUCAAAAUGAAAUCCUUAAAGUAACGAGAGGAAGCUACUGUACUGCACUAACUACUAAAAGCAGUGUCUACAGUCCAUCCAGCACGGAGAGAUGGAAUAAUGUGUGCUUUACAGUGACUCAAUCAGACAGAUAGGGAAGCUCUGCUGUGCUUUUUGUUAUUAAAGAGAGAGCAAAGCAGAAUCCAUUUUCAGAGACAGGGUAUGUAAAGGAAUACAUAAACUGCAUCCAGCACUGUUCUACAGACAACAUUUACCCUCUCUCUGUACCCUCAGUUUAAUGAAUUUCCUCUGAGGACAGGAAACAUCAGUGCCAGUAAUGUUGAGCUUUGCUUGGGUCUCCUGUGGGGCCAUUGAGCAAUUUGAAGACAAUCCAUCUUGAUUUCUUGGAGGCACACGCAAUGCAAAUGAGACAUGCGCAUAUUUGAAGAACAUAUUUUGUGUCCUUGAGGAGUUCAGUGUUCAGAGGCUCAUUCAGAAUCAUAACAACACUUAGAGAUGCAACAAUGCUUUGUCAAUCUGCCUCACACACUUCCCCAUAUAAGUCCAGACACCAUAGAGGGCUCCUCCUACCAGUUAUUAGUCCUUUUAUUUCGCAAUUUGGGGGUAUUAGUUUAACAUUACUAUAAUAGUGUGGAUUUAUUUCUACCUCCUCCCUAAGUCAUUACACCUUAUCUUCACAGAGGCUUACUUGAAAAAGGUAUUCCAUAUCAGAAAUGUAUCAAAUUGGCAAAUAUAGGCAACAUAGUGAGAUUGUAUAGUUUGUAUAAAGGACUGCAGCAGCACAAAGAAUCCUCUCAUGAAUUAUGCUGUAAUUACAGAGAGGGGCACGAGGCUCCUCAGGCCCUGACAAAGAGAGGCCAGGAGAUUCCUUGAUGAAAAAAGGCUGUGUUGUCUAACCCUGUAAUUAAUUUUAAAAAACUUGAAAAGCAAAAAAUAAUAAACAGAUAAUAAGAAAGAAUAUUACUAGCUUUGAUCUAAAGGACAGGGCCAACAUUUGAGCAGACUACUAAAAAGUCACCAAGCCAAUGCAGAUUUAAGCUUUUUAUGAUAUUGUUGUGGUCGUCUGCCAGGGCAGCGGGGAGUCACUUAGAACCGAAGGGUCUUUCUCUGACUCAAGAGAAAUGCUUCUGCUCAGAUUCUCUUCCUUUCAUCCGAGGCUCUACCUUCAUGCUGGGUGGAGAGGUCCAGCUGGCCUGGCUCAUCAUGCGUUCAUCUGAAUACAUUCCUCUGGCGAAGCCAGCAUGUAACGCUUGACAAUAUGUUCAGCUGUGUUAUCUCUCGCACCCAGCAGUGAGUAUGCCAUUACUCACAAAUUGGCCAUUAGGUCUCGGAGGAGUAGUGAGAACAACUUUGUAACAUAUUGUUAGUCGUACUCAAUAGCGUAAUACUAUAAAUAUAGUUUUCCUCCUAUUUUGAGACGUGGAAACUUUCCAAGCACCCAUUAAGUGUAACAUUUGUAUACCUAACCGCUCCUUGCACAUUAGUCAAAAUAUGACAUCGAUAUGGUGUCAAACGACACACUCUGUGUUAAGUAACAGCACAUAGCUCUCAUUAGAAGUAUAUUUGUCCACCUUCUCUUUCCGUGUAUUAUUGUUCUCAUUCCACAACUCUAUUCUUUUACUUUUUCUGUGCUGUUUUUGUUUUCCUGCCUUUUCUUCACACUGCCUUCAUCACACUUCUUCCUUAAUUUUUCCUCCCAGCCUUUCUUCUACGGGUCAUUUAUUUGACCAAGACGUACCCCCGGCAUCCCACGACUCUGUUUCUUAAAUUGUCAUCUCAAGAACUUUCUGUUCUUUUGAGACAGUUAUUUAUAAGCAAGGAAAAAUAAACGUAAAGUUUAUUGAGAUCAAGAGAGAGUGUGAGAAGUAGAAGAGAAAGGAAUGACUGGAUGUAUGAGAGAAGAGAAAGAGGGGGGGUUGAACAAAAACAGGGGAAAGCAGGAAUGUAAGGGGUAAGCAUGGGAUGAGAGCGUUUAUGAGAGUGGAGGUGAAGGAAUAAGAGGGGUGGGAUACAAGGGAAAGCUGUCAAUCAACCUUGAGAAAAUAUAUGAAAGAAAAUAAACCAUUCUGGAAUUGCGUCAAACAGAAAUGAAGACUUAUUAAAAGACAACAAUAUUUACAUGGCAGCACGAUUGCAACAGUCUCUGGCUCCCAUUACUUUCAGUCAGAUUUUAUAAAAUUGCACAACAGAAGCUAUUUAUAGUGUGCAAAUAUAAUGGAUACACCAACAUGUGUUUAAUCCUUCAUCUCAUGUCAUUGAUCUAGUGUCUUGAAUAAGAGGCCCCAGUCUUUUGGUUUGGAUUCUCAGCGAUAUGAUCAGGAAAGAUUUCGCAGCUGACAAAGCUGAGGACAACUAGAGGAAAUUUAAUAACGAGCCAAGGCAUGACUUUGAUAUGGUGAUAAUACCGAACAAGUAAAGUGUUUGUGUAUGAAUAACAUCUGCGCCUGCUAUAAUUUGUGCGUACAAAGUCUUGUGACCGAGCACCAGUGUGACUCCUGGUGACCAUUUUGCACAGGGGAUCAUUUAAACUAAUCAGACAAAGAUUGUAAAAGCUUUCACACAUUAACCCUUUGCUGUCUGUCUUUCAGGAAUGGAAAGCAUCAGUGUGGAAACGGACUGGGAUGGGUUAGCCCUCUCCUGUCUAGGCGCCACAGGAAGGAACAACUUCUCUUCCUCGUCUCUGUUUGUCUCUGAACUGUACUCCCUCAACAGUUCUCACAGCGGGGGGUCAUUUUUUGGGAUCUUCCCUGAGAAUGGUUCCACCACCCCGCCUCACACCUUGCCCCAGCCCAGGAUGAGGGACCCGGGUCUGGCUCGGGCAGAGAUUGCAGUUCUCGGGGUGGUGCUGGCUCUUACCACCCUGGGAAAUAGCUUUGUGCUGUGGGUGCUGCUGAGGAGGAGGAAGCAGAAUGCGCCGAUGCACGUGUUCAUGGUCAACCUGUGUGUGGCUGACCUAGUGGUGGCCCUCUUUCAGGUUCUUCCACAGCUAAUAUGGGACAUCACAGAGAGGUUUCAGGGGCCUGACUUUCUGUGCCGGUCCAUCAAGUACUUGCAGAUUGUGGGCAUGUUUGCUUCCCCCUACAUGAUCGUUGCUAUGACGGUAGACCGGCACCAGGCCAUCUGCUGCCCGUUGCAGGCCUACCGUGGUGGAACAAUGUCCCGCUGGAACACCCCUGUCAUGGUGGCCUGGGCCUUGGCGCUUGUCCUCAGCAUACCACAGGUGUUCAUCUUCUCUCGCUCAGAAGUGAAUCCAGAAGUGUCUCCUGGCGUGUUCGAGUGCUGGGGUCACUUUGCUGAGCCGUGGGGGCUGAAGGCCUACGUCACCUGGAUGACCGUGGCUGUCUUCGUCCUACCUGCCUUCAUCAUUACCAUCUGUCAGAUAAGAAUCUUCCGAGAGCUUCACAACAACAUCUACCAUAAGUCAGAAAGGAUGGUGAUGGCUGAGUUAAAGAAGAGUGAGAUCUUGUUCCGCUUCAAUAGCUUUAAGAAAGAGGACGAGCAAGCCAGGGAGAGGGAGAGGGGAAGACGGGCGUCCAGAGUAGGAGGUAGGGAUGGCAGAGGAGGACAGUUCUUAAAGGGUGUGAAUAACAACCCUCACAAUGACACUCAUAAUAGCCAAGUUGGAGAGUGCUACAACAAUGCACCAUCCGCUGUCCAGUAUCACAGUUGCCGUGGAGAACAUGUGACGACAACAGCAUUGCCUACGCAGCAGCAAACACUGAACUGCCCAGACUGCCAGGACUCCUACACGUCCUACGAGGUGGCCUCUGGCUCACCACGCUGCUCCCUUGACUACACCCGCCCUCCCCCUCCAGCCAUUCCGCCUCCAAGCAUCACAAAAGCCAUGUCCAAGACAGUGAGAAUGACCCUGGUGAUUGUGCUGGUCUAUACUAUCUGCUGGUCGCCUUUCUUCAUCGUCCAGCUUUGGGCGGCCUGGGACCCCAACCCUCCAGACCAAGGAGUGGCCUUCACUAUCCUGAUGCUGCUGGCUAGUCUAAACUCAUGCACCAACCCGUGGAUCUACACAGCUUUCUCCAGCAGCGUGUCCAGAGAGCUGCAGAAUCUGCUGCAGUGUGGGUCACGAACUGGCCGCCGGGGCUCCCUGCCUGACGACUCCACUACCACACACACCUCCACCACCAAGGACAGCAUGUACUGACAGAGACUGAUGAAGCAGAAACAAACAAAGAGACAUGUUCGAAAAAGAAAUGCAGGGGUGCACACGGGCCUGAUGGAAGGACGUGCUAUUGCACAGAACUCUUCCAUCACCACCUACAGCGUCGCAGCCUGGCAACACAGCGCGCUGACCUCUACCAGAUGUUAUCAACAACAAAGGACAGCUGUACUGUCAACAAGUCCUGUAUCUGUAAUCACUGGUCCUCUCCACCCCAUCAGAGAAGAAUGGUGUCAUCGAGGAUGUCAACACCAUUUUAUGAGGGCACUGUAGAAUAUACAGUGGCUGUCAGUGACAGCAUCUGCAAUGCAAAAUGGCCUUGAAAGUAAAGAGGUUUUCACCUCAGCUGCAGUUGAGUAGGACCCUGCGCUUUGAUUCAUACGAGAAAAACUCUCUCGCUGCUCAGACAGCGCAGAGCAGCAGGAAUGCAAAUGGUGAUUCAUUGCAUUAACAGCCUUACAGCACACCUAAUGUACAAAGCAGCAGACAAAGCUUUGGGUGUAGAGAAAACAAAGCAGCAGGCCAAGGGAAAGAGAGAGAGAUGCAAAUUGACAGCCAGAGAGCGAGACUGCUGUUGGACUGAGAACAGAUGGUACGACAUGGAUGUUAUAGCUGCAGGAGCAGUCCGGAGGCUGAAGUAGAAAUCUAAUAAUGUGAACAAACUUUGUUGAAUCAAAUAAAGUGGAUUAAAGGCGGAUGCUUGAGGCUGAAUAUAUAUUUGCUCGGGAGGAAUCCAGUUCCAGGGAAGUAGAGUGAUUUGUUGCAUGGAGAUUCAUUUAUGAGGGCCACUGUGGAUUAUUGCAGACAGAAACGCAUUCACAUACCAUUAGAACGAUUAGGCCUAGAAGAAUACAAAUGGACAAUCCAGGUUUCUGCAACCAACUUGGACCCAAUUGUGUGAUUAUAUUUGGCACAAACACAGCAUAUGAGCUACAUAAAAUGACCUUCUCGUCAUGCUCUUCUGAAUAAAUGAAACAAGAACAUGAAGAAGACACAGGAAGGAAACAAACAGCAUUCCAUGUACAGUGAUGAACAAUGUUAAAUAUAUUUAUUGAAAAUGUAAGGCACAUUAGAUAUUAUCACAUUUUGUGUAGGAUAAAUGUUGAAUGUAAAUCAUACAGUUGUAUUGGUCUGAUAUGUUUAGUAGAAAACAAUGGGGUGUCAAACCAAAGAUUUUUUUAAAGCUCGACUGUAGAAUCAAUUGAGGUCCUAAAAAGGUUAUUACAACGCUUCAGCAGACAUGUAAAGUGUAAAGAGAAACUACUGCACGUCGGUUUAAGAAAAGAAAAACAGUGAAAAUACUUCCAGUCAAACCAAGUGCCUGUAAUGUCAGUAGACAUUUUCAGAGGGGCCUCCCUCACUGGAGUAAUCUCUGAAUGGUGAUGUCAACCAUGUUAUUCUUAGAUAGGAUCAUUGGUUAUAUCACACCAAGAGCCAUGUGUUCUUUUAUAUUUUUAUUUAUUGUUGUAUAAUUGAAAAAAAUAAUAUAUAUAUAUAUCUCUAUAUGUGUGUGUUUUUAACAAUAACUAAUAUAUAUAUAUAUUAUUAGUUCCUAGUACUGCCUCAUUUUCAUGUAGUUUUUAUAUUACAUUUUUAUACGUAAAGAGUAAUGUAUUAUGCCCCUGAACUGCAUGACAGACUUAGAAUAGUAAUGUUACGACAUUUUUUAUAAAGUAUGAUUAUAUAAGCUACUGUACACACAUAUCUGUACAAAUAUGUGAUAACUUUCUGUGUGUAUAAAAAAAGAUUAGAAUUUA
Anarrhichthys ocellatus (wolf-eel) is the source of this 9073-nucleotide messenger RNA. RefSeq names its product arginine vasopressin receptor 2a, duplicate a (gene avpr2aa). NCBI's taxonomy places the organism in Eukaryota, Metazoa, Chordata, Actinopteri, Perciformes, Anarhichadidae. Gene Ontology annotation, molecular function: vasopressin receptor activity; peptide binding. The record is from RefSeq and is a predicted model, not a curated record. Gene Ontology annotation, biological process: positive regulation of vasoconstriction; cellular response to hormone stimulus; regulation of systemic arterial blood pressure by vasopressin. Bases 5733 to 7301 code for a protein of 522 amino acids. The transcript is spliced from 5 exons. Gene Ontology annotation, cellular component: plasma membrane.